AUGCACCGGGAGCUGAUCGGAAAGCGCUUUGGGUCCCGGGUGCGCGGGCGUGCUGGGACGCGCGGUGGCCGUGGCCAGGGCCGGCGCCAGGCCGCCGGCAAGGCCAACACCGGGGCCACCCCCGGCGGCGGCUGGGCCUACCUCCUGCACCCGAGCCCCGAGCUGUGGACCGUGUCGCUGCCGCACCGCACCCAGAUCCUCUAUGUGGCGGACAUUUCCUUCAUCACCAUGCAGCUGAACAUCCAGCCCGGCAGUGUGGUGGUCGAGUCGGGCACCGGAUCCGGGUCCUUCAGCCACUCGCUGGCACGCACGGUCGGCCCGACCGGGCACCUGCACACCUUCGAGUAUCAUGCCCAGCGUGCCGAGCUGGCGGCCGAGGAGUUUGCGCGCCAUGGCCUGGCCGACCGGGCCACGGUGCGCUGCCGCGAUGUCUGCGAGCUCGGCUUCACGGAGGAGCUUCGUGGCCAGGCGGACGCCGUCUUCCUGGACCUGCCGUCCCCCUGGCUGGCCAUCGGCCACGCGCGGGAUGCCCUCAACCCCCGGGUCCCCACGCGCCUGGCCUCCUAUUCCCCCUGCAUGGAGCAGGUCCAGCGGACCUGCCUGGCCCUGCGGGACCUCGGCUUCAGCGAGAUCCGCACCUUCGAGACGCUGAUCCGGCCACAUGCCCUGCGCGGGGCGAGCCAGCGGUCUCUCGAGAGCCUGGCCCGCUAUGGCACCCGCGAGCUGGCCGCCCUGGAGGAGGCCGGCGCUGACUCCGCCAACGCCGAGGCCGUGGCCGCCAUCCAGCAGAAGCUCGACCUGAGCCGGGUCACCGCCGAGCAGGUGGCUCGCGAAACCCAAGUGUCCCUCGGGCCGCAGCUGGUCAUGGGCCAGGAAAUGCGCGGCCAUACCAGUUACCUGACCUUUGCCACCCUCUACCCGGGCCUGUGGUCCGAGGACGCGGCCGCCACCGCCGAGGAGGCUGUCGCUGGCGGCCCGGCCGAGAGCCAGCCAUCGGCUGCUGUCCCGACCGAGGAGCAGCCUGCCCCGGAGCCUGCCGAGGGGGCUGCCACCGCGGCCGCCGCGGCCGCCGGGUCCCCCUCCCCCUCCUCCUCCUCGACCCCGGAGGCGGCCGACGCCUCGGAGUAG
Messenger RNA from Fonticula alba, 1128 nucleotides. RefSeq lists its product as hypothetical. Lineage: Eukaryota; Rotosphaerida; Fonticulaceae. Gene Ontology annotation, biological process: tRNA methylation. Bases 1 to 1128 code for a protein of 375 amino acids. The record is from RefSeq and is a predicted model, not a curated record. The transcript has a single exon. Gene Ontology annotation, cellular component: nucleus; tRNA (m1A) methyltransferase complex.